AUGGUCGUUACUGACGGCAGCAUCGAGGCAACAUGGCAGUUUCUCGAGGGCGGCAUUGAGGUGAUGAUGACGCGGCUCACUGAGGGCAUGUCCUAUGAGCGCUACAUGCAGCUGUACACGGCCGCAUACAACUACUGCAUUAGUAGUGGUAUGGGUGGGGCCAGUGGUAUAGUGGCUGGCGCGCAUCUCGUCGGUGGCGAGCUGUAUGCGCGGGUCGCUGCGUACUUUGAGCAGCACCUGCAGGGCAUUCGACACUCGCUCGACGGACGGCAGGGUCUAGAGCUGCUUCAACUGUACUCGUCUCAAUGGGAUCGCUACACGAGUGGGGCGAACUUUGUGCACCGCAUGCUCGUGUACCUGAACCGCCACUGGGUCAAGCACGAGCGGGAAGAGGGCCGGACAGAUGUGCACACGGUGUACACCCUCGCCCUUGUGCAAUGGAAGCAGCAUGUCUUUCAGCCACUACAGGCGGAUCAUCGUAUUGUCGAUGCUGUGCUGGAGCAGAUUCAGCAACAGCGGCAGGGUGCGGUUGUUCCCAGUGCGCUGCUCAAGACCGUGCUCGACAGCUGUGUAUCGCUCGGCCUGGACGAGACAGAUGCAACGCGCCUGAACCUGGAUGUAUACCGCGCCGAGUUCCAGCAGGCGUUCCUUGCAGCGACGGAGGCGUUCUACCGCGAGGAGAGCCAGGCGUUCCUGGCGAGCAGCUCUGUGACCGACUACAUGAAGAAAGCAGAAGAGCGCCUAGGAGAGGAGGAAGCACGUAUCGAUCUGUACAUGCAUGCUUCGACGUUACGGCCGCUCAUGGAUGUGUGCCGCAACGAGCUCGUGGUGCGGCACCGCGAUCGCCUUUGGGACCAGUUUUCGAGCCUGCUAGAGAACGACCGGACCGACGACUUGGCGCGCAUGUAUCGCUUGCUUGUGCAGGUGCCCGAGGGUCUCGAACCGCUGCGCCAAAAGCUCGAGGUGCAUGUCAAGGCUGCAGGUCUCGACUCGGUCAGCCGCGAGAUGGAGGAGAACGAUACAAUCGACCCGUCGCGCUAUGUCCACGCCAUGUUGCGGGUGUACGACCACAAUGUGCGCACGAUCACUACGUCUUUUGACGCAGAGGCGGGCUUUUUUGCGGCCCUUGACAAGGCAUGUCGCGUGUAUAUGAACCGGAACCAGGCGACGGGAGCAUCGGCGAGCAAGUCGCCUGAGCUGCUGGCGCGCUAUAUGGAUGGCCUCCUGAAGAAGAGCCACCGCGGUGACGACGAGGGCUCGUUAGACGACGCGCUCGAUAAGGCCCUUGCCGUGUUCAAGUACAUUGAGGACCGCGACUAUUUCCUGAAGUUCUACGCCAAGUUCCUGUCUCGGCGUCUCGUGUCGUUUGCGUCCGCAUCCGCGGAUGCCGAGGAGCACAUGAUCACGCGCCUCAAGGAGUUGUGCGGCUUUGAGUAUACGUCCAAGCUGCAGCGCAUGUUCACCGAGGCGGGCCUGAGCAAGGAGCUGAACGAGCGCUUCCAGGACACGGGAGCACUGGCCGGCACAGAUAUGAGCUUCUAUGUAUUUGUGCUCACGUCGGGCGUGUGGCCGCUCCAGGCACCUAGUUCCGCCUUUUCUGUGCCGCAGGAGCUGCAGCCCAUCCACGAUGAGUUUUCCAAGUUUUACUACAAGCAGCACACGCACCGCCAGCUGACGUGGCUGUGGCACCUGUCUACGAAUGAGCUGCAUGUCAACUACCUGCCUCGCAAGUACAUCUUCACGACCUCUACAUACCAGACAGCUGUGUUGCUUCUUUUUAACGUGCAUACGGUGCUGACGCAGGACGAUAUUGCCGCGGCUACGCGUAUUGAGCCGAGUGUACUGCACGCAGCCCUCGUGCCGCUCGUCAAGAUGAAGGUGCUGCAUCUUCUCGACGACUCGUAUUCGCUCAACAUGGACUUCAAGGCCAAGAAGGUCCGUGUCAAUCUCAACCUGCCGGUGCGGGCGGAGCAGAAAGCGGAGUCUGCCGAGGUUGCCAAGACCGUGCAUGAGGACCGUAAGGUGCUGCUGCAGGCGACCAUUGUGCGCAUCAUGAAGGCUCGCAAGACACUCAAGCACAACCUGCUGCUGCCCGAGGUGAUCACGCAGCUGCAGGCGCGCUUCCAGCCCAGCAUCCCCGAUAUCAAAAAGGUACGCGCAAGCUACUCACGGCAGGCGAUCGACACGCUCAUCGAGAAGGACUUUCUCCAGCGAGUCGAGGGAGAGAAGGAUGUGUAUGAAUAUGUAGCGUAG
Molecule: messenger RNA, 2253 nt
Organism: Malassezia sympodialis ATCC 42132
Lineage: Eukaryota; Fungi; Basidiomycota; Malasseziomycetes; Malasseziales; Malasseziaceae
Exons: 2
Coding region: 1-2253 (750 amino acids)
Biological process (GO): ubiquitin-dependent protein catabolic process
Molecular function (GO): ubiquitin protein ligase binding
Source: RefSeq, a predicted model, not a curated record